Physcomitrium patens is the source of this 2201-nucleotide messenger RNA. The record is from RefSeq and is a predicted model, not a curated record. NCBI's taxonomy places the organism in Eukaryota, Viridiplantae, Streptophyta, Bryopsida, Funariales, Funariaceae.
UGUCGGCAUAAUGGGUUCGCACAGCACUUUGAGCAAAGCUGGGGACGAGGCAUUGGAAGACGACGGAGUACGAGCAUUGUACGCACAUGGUGCAGCUCUUCUGACACCACGUGUGUUGUUUGCUCGUCGAUGCGUCUCCACCGAACUCGACAACGCCGAACCCCCACUUUUGCCUUCACUUCCAUCACACAAGGCCCAGAUUGAGACCCAAGCCUCGCCCGACCACCCUCUCACGCCAGCGCCAUACCAGCCAGAAACGGGCGAGCGUUGUCAGGAAAGACGGAAAGUCACGAGCGAGACCGCGACGGACGAGUUGGUAUCGUGUAUUCCAGACGGUUGGUGAGUUGGGUCGGUUGGUUUGUGCUCAGCAGCAGUUUUCUGGAAAGCAGAAGAAGGCCCGCAGACUGGCAGGGAAGGGUAGAAAAGAAGAGAAGAGGGUUUGAGAGGGCCAACUGCGACGGCGCAUCUGCUGCAGCUCCUGCGCGGCGGGAAGGAUGGAGGGAGGGGGUGACGAAGAGAGGAUGCAAGAAGUGGCGCCUGACUUAAACGGGACCCUGGAGGACAACGACGUGGACGAUGAAGAGCAGGGGCAGCAGGACGCCGCCGUGGACGACGAGCCCCAGCAUGCCGAUGAAGAGGAGCACACGGACGGAUUUCAAAACGGAGGGUCGGCGAAGGAUGCUAUGGAAGAGAUGGAUUUCCACGGCUCGCAAGGAAAAGCGUCAGGUUCAGGGGGGAAGAUUUUCAUCGGUGGUUUGUCAUGGGACACUUCCACAGACAAUUUGCAGAGUCACUUCAAGAAGUACGGCGAGAUCAUCGAUGCGGUGAUCAUGAAAGAUCGUUCUACUGGACAUCCCCGCGGGUUUGGAUUUGUGACAUUCGCUGAUCCAGAUGUGUGCGACAAAGUCGUGCUCGACAAGCAUGUGAUUGACGGAAGAACGGUGGAGGCCAAAAAGUCAGUUCCUCGUGAAAACUUGGCAACAAGUAAAGGACCGAAGACUAAGAAGAUCUUUGUCGGAGGCAUUCCUCCUUCUAUUACAGAUGAGGAGUUCAAAAGCUAUUUUGCUGGUUUCGGAAGCGUAAUGGAGCACCAAAUCAUGCAAGAUCACAGCACCGGCAGGUCACGUGGUUUCGGGUUCGUGACGUUCGACAGCGAGCAGGUGGUGGAGGAUAUUCUUGCUCACGGAAAGUUGCACGAGCUUGCAGGAAAGCAGGUGGAGAUCAAGAAAGCAGAGCCAAAACGAGCCAUUCAAGACAGUCCUGGUGCUGGAUACCCAGACGGCAGGAGUGGUGGGUAUGGUGCAGGCACAGGAGGCUAUGCAGGAUAUGAAGGGGGCUAUGGUAGCUCCAGCAGUGGCGGGUAUGGGGGAUCUUACAGGUCAGGAUAUGGAGGUAGAGGUGGAGGUUAUGGCGGGGGCUAUGGAGGGGGGUAUGGCGGAGGAUAUGGCUAUGGGGGUGGCUAUGGAGGAGAUUUGGGUGUGGGAGGAGGAUACGGUGGGAGUUCGGGGUAUGGGUCAGGCGGUGGAUACGGUGCUGGGAUGAUGGGUGGGUAUGGCGAUGGAGCCGAUGCAUAUGGGUCAAUGGGAUAUGGUGGGUACAGCGGUACAAGUGGUUACGGUGCAGGGUAUGGUUCAAGCGGUGGCUAUGGUGGAAGUUAUGCAAGCAGUCGUGGUUACAGCGGGAACGGUAGCGGUAGCAGCAGCCACGGACGGUACCACCCUUAUGGGAGGAGCUAGGUUUCUUUAGGCUCGGACGGUCGAGGGCAGUGAUUUAGAGAAGUUGACGACAUGCGGAGGCUGUGAAGUUAUUAGUCACCGAGGCAGGCGCUGCCCAAUGAACAAGAAGAUCGUUCUUUUAACUUGUAAUUUUGGGAGAAGACACUCACAUCGUCAGAGGACAAGUUAGUUGGGAGUUACCAAAAUUUUGUUUGUGUACUGAAACACGAAGGGAACAAUCUUAGUUUUACGUUCUUUGCUUGGCUGCACGUAGUUGAUGUGUACUAAAUCUGGUUUUUAGGAUAUUUUUGGAAAUCCAUAUGUAGAUGAACCAUCUUAGACACCAUCAGUUGGAAUUCAUGAUUUGAUUGCGACUUUUGUUUCAACUCGUUUCUUUAGUGUUGAAUUGGUUUAUAAGAGAGUCGAUGCACAUUUGUUGUAGAUGGUGAGUAAAGUGAUGUCUUGCAAAUUGCAAGAUUCUUUGUA